This is a messenger RNA of Colletotrichum orchidophilum, 1275 nucleotides long. RefSeq lists its product as uncharacterized. NCBI's taxonomy places the organism in Eukaryota, Fungi, Ascomycota, Sordariomycetes, Glomerellales, Glomerellaceae. Gene Ontology annotation, molecular function: monooxygenase activity; FAD binding. The coding region runs from base 1 to 1275 and encodes 424 amino acids. The record is from RefSeq and is a predicted model, not a curated record. The transcript has 6 exons.
AUGACAUCAUCCCCAGUCGACGUUCAGGUCCUCAUCGUCGGGGCCGGAAUCGGCGGUCUCACGCUGGCAGCCAUCCUCUCGCGGCUCGAAGUCUCCUGCAAGGUCCUCGAGCGCAGCGACAUGCUGCGCCCCGUCGGCGCGGGUAUCUCGCUCUCGCCCAACGGCCUCCGCAUGCUCGACCAGCUCGGCGUGUACGACAAGGUGCUGGACGCGGGUCAGAAGCUGCGCAAGGUGCAAAUCUGGCGCGGCAGGAAGCUCUGGAACACGGUGGACUGGGCGGGCUGCGAGGCGAAAUUCGGGUACCCCGUCGUGUCCCUGGAGCGUCAUCAUUUCCAUAGACUUCUCUUUGAUGCUGCGGGAGGCGACGCUGUCGUGCAGUUCGGCACAAAGAUUGUCAAUGUCAUUGACGACCCGAGCGACUCUUUUGUCAGAGUGGUCUCUGACGAUGGUAACGAGUUCCGGGCUCACGUCGUCGUCGGUGCCGACGGGAUACGAUCUGUCAUCCGCAGAUGCCUCGCGCGAGAUGCUGGUCUCAGGGAAGCCAACACCAUCAAGUUCACAGGCCGUGUUCACAUGAGCGGCAUCACCGCGCCGCUGGAGCACCUCGGUCCUCAGGACCUCGGUGUCGCCAACUGGAUGCUCUACGAAAACUCGACUCUCACCACUUGGCCAUGCCCCGAUAACCGGCAAUGGUUCAUCGGUGUAAAGAAAACUGACGACAAGGUCGACAAUGACCGGUCUGUCUGGAGUAGCUGUGAUGAGGAUACCAUCAAAUCAGUUUACGGAGACAAGUUCCACCCGUUCGCGGAGAAAGGAGAGUUUGGCGAUAUUAUCGACAAGAACGAGCGGAUCCUUGCCUGCAAUAUGUUCCAAGAGGUCGAAUUCCCUUCCAUGGCCCGAGGCAGAGUCUGUCUCAUCGGCGACUCCGCGCACAGCAUGACCAGUGCCUUCGGCCAGGGGGGGAACCUAGCAAUCGAAGAUGCGGCGGUCCUUGCUAGCCUGAUACAGGAGAACCGAGGUUCGUUGGAGGACAACGCCGAGCCUAUGCUCCAAAAGUACAGCCAGAUGCGGGAGAAGAGGGCAAAAGAGGUGGUCAAAUUCAGUUUCCGCUUCAUCCUGCUGCACGGAGCGUUUUUGCCCUAUGGCGUUGGACCGUUGCUCCGGUGGUUGAUCUAUGCUUUCCUGCCCGGCGGCGCCUGGCUGUGGUUUCUCGAAUUCCUGUAUGGGUUCCAACCCACCGUAGUGCAGUUAGACUCUGCAUCGACGAAGAAUUGA